AAGAGUAUUCCGUGUGCUCCUAAAUUGACGGACGCACAUGUAUCGCCGAAAAAAUUCCAAGAACGAAAACUGCGACUAGCUAUAGAAGUCUUCAGCAAUUCUGUCAAGACAGCUGUGGAAACUUACACUAAAGCAGGUAGCUUAAACCCACGCGAUGGCACUGUUGAGUUUAUCGACACAAUGGACAAACUUAUCGACUUGUUAAAUUCCAGCACACUUUUCUCCCCAAAACCAUACAGCCAGCCGUAUAGAGAUAACGAACUGCAGCGCAAUUUGUUGCUCAAAGCGCAAAAUUUGCUAAGUAAUCUUAAAGUGAAGCAGAAAACUACCGGCAAAGAUGUGACGACCUCAAUGACAUUCAUCGAAGCAUUUUCUGUUACAAUCAACGCCUUUAUCCAGUUAUAUCAUGAUUUGAUGAAAGAAUCGCAAAUUGAUGGAGUCUAUUUGCUAACAGGUAGACUGAAUAAUGACUGUCUAGAUACUUUUUUCAACGUAAUACGUCAAGCUGGUGGGAACUGCAGGCAACCAAAGUGUGGUCAGUUUGAACGAGCAUUCCGGAAGUGUUUCUUGUGGCAAAUAUUGAAAUUAUGUAGCGAAAGGAAUUGCGCUAACGACUUUGACAAUAUCUUAAAGCAAUUUGGUGAUUUUACACAAAGUGAAUCCAUAUUCACGACCCGUACUCCACGGACCCUUUCAACAAAGUUUGAUAUCCCUGACCACAAUAGCUAUCUGUACAUUUGUGGCUAUAUUUGGCGGCGGUGCCUAGACCGACACAAAUGUCUAGAGAUAAUUAACUAUGCGACAAGUUACACUGCCAGACCAAUAAGUAAUUUGUACUCGCGCGAAAGCGCGUUCGGCGCCUUGCGUGUUGGUUCCUCGGUACCACCUCCUGCUAAAUUCAUAAUAUAUUGUAAUGAGCUAGAAGUCCAAUUUACGCAGAAUUUCCGUUCGUUUGCUGGAAACCAAAUUUUUAAUAAAUUAUUUGGGUUGCUGAGAUCAGUGGUGUAUAAAUCACGACCAUGCACAUGUUUCCCCCUUUACUUUGUGGUCAAAUUGUUCAUCCGAAUGCGUAUACAUUACAUACUUAAGUUUAAUAAUAGAAAUCUAGAAGCAUAUAAAAAUAAAGCGUCCCGUAAAUAUUACGCAUUGCAACUCAUUUGAAACUUUAUUGCUUGUCCUAUUAUUGUACAUAAUCCAUUGACUUACAAAUAAGUGGACGACGGGUCUAAUACAAAAACCACGAAAAAAAUGCCCCAAGUCAACCUAUUCGAA
This is a messenger RNA of Hyposmocoma kahamanoa, 1272 nucleotides long. RefSeq lists its product as uncharacterized. Bases 181 to 1161 code for a protein of 326 amino acids. The transcript has a single exon. The record is from RefSeq and is a predicted model, not a curated record. Lineage: Eukaryota; Metazoa; Arthropoda; Insecta; Lepidoptera; Cosmopterigidae.